Molecule: messenger RNA, 1229 nt
Organism: Lagenorhynchus albirostris (white-beaked dolphin)
Lineage: Eukaryota; Metazoa; Chordata; Mammalia; Artiodactyla; Delphinidae
Product: probable inactive 1-aminocyclopropane-1-carboxylate synthase-like protein 2
Exons: 5
Coding region: 79-798 (239 amino acids)
Source: RefSeq, a predicted model, not a curated record
CCCUGCAUCGGCAGGCGGACUCUCAACCACUGCGCCACCAGGGAAGCCCAGACAUAAGGAUUUUAGACCAGAGAAGAAAUGAGUAAAAACAGGGACGGACGUUCCAGCCAGCCUGCUGAGGCCAAUAGGAAUACCCAGAGUAUGAGUGGCCCAUCAGACAUGCCCUCCAUGCCCUAUGGCCAGAUGAGGGACCAGGCCCUCGGAAACCGUAGCAUCCACACCCAGCUGAUGGAGAUGGUGCUGUUCUUGCGGCAGACGGUGGAGGAUAACAUCACGCAGCUAAUGACCAGGCACCAGCAGCAGGACCUGGGGCUGGAGAAGCAGAGGCACAAUCAGGCCGUCAGGGACCAGGAGGCCUUCCUGGGUCACUUAAUGUUCCAGAUGCUCCACUACCUGCAGUCUGGGGCCACAGGUGACCAGAGCUUCCAACUGCCUGACGCUUCCAUGGACUCUAGGGUCGAUGUCGGAGGUGGGCAGCAGGCCCAAUCAUCCAGGCAGAUUUGCCAGACGUUUUACCAAUGGAGUGAUUUUGAAGAUACACUUAUCAGCUAUGACCUGUCCAACCGUGGGAUUGACAUCUCUGCCUUAUACCACUCCAGCUUCCAGGACUACACCUACCAAGGAAACAAAUACCACAAGGACGAGAACACCCUGGGCUACAUCAACCUUGGUACCAGUGAGAAGAAGAUCUGUAUUGAUCUGCUGGCUGAAAAGUUGACUCGGACUGACAUGCUGUACAUUGAUGAAGACCUACUGCAGUAUCCUGAUUGGAGAGGGCAACCAUUGUGGUUGUUCUAAACGGCUGCUCCUCUGUCUUCUCCGCACUAGCCAUGGUUCUGUGUGACCCAGGUGGUAAGUCAGUGGGCUCUGCGUUCCCUCAGGGAAAUAGCAGCAUGUGGGCAUGAGUGCAUGGGCACUGGGCCUUGGGGGAGAAGAGCAGCUUGACUGAAGGCCUUUCCCCUAAAGAACUGGGGUGCUUCCUGCACUGGUUAGAACGUCUUCCUACUAUUCGUGCUGGGGUGAGGGAUUUGGGUUCCCAUUUAAUAUGGACAUGUGACAGUCCUCAAGGAGGUCUGCCCCAGGGAUGGUGACAACGAGAGCCAACUCAUUACAGUAUUAGUUGGACUUUUGGUCUCAGCUCCAAUCCAGACAGCCCUAGUAAACUAGACAAUAUAGAUGCUCUAUCUCCUCAAAAAACAAACAAAAACACCAAAAUCAAAAACUGAGUU